This is a messenger RNA of Elephantulus edwardii (Cape elephant shrew), 1611 nucleotides long. RefSeq names its product zinc finger protein 467 (gene ZNF467). The record is from RefSeq and is a predicted model, not a curated record. Gene Ontology annotation, molecular function: RNA polymerase II transcription regulatory region sequence-specific DNA binding; DNA-binding transcription factor activity, RNA polymerase II-specific. The coding region runs from base 1 to 1611 and encodes 536 amino acids. The transcript has 4 exons. Gene Ontology annotation, biological process: regulation of transcription by RNA polymerase II. NCBI's taxonomy places the organism in Eukaryota, Metazoa, Chordata, Mammalia, Macroscelidea, Macroscelididae. Gene Ontology annotation, cellular component: nucleus.
AUGAGGGAGUCUUUAGAGGGCCUUAGCCCCAUGGGGUUCUCCGAGGGACAGCGAGUGCCAGCCCCCCAGAGUGAGUCCGGGGAAGUGUCCCAUGGUGCCCAGGAGCAGGUGUCUCAUGCUAGGGAAGAGAGAGGGCUAGGCUCAUGUUCAGGACUCGAGGCUCCCAGACCUGAGCAUGGUGUCCACAUGGAACAAAAGGAUUCCCCCAGUGGAGCAGGCUGGGCAGCCACACCACCAAAGGCUGAGGCAGGGGGCUCCUGUCCAGGGGACGAAUGGAUGGUUCGAAAGGUGAAGGUGGAGGAUGACGACCCUGAACCCGAAGCAGAGAUGGAAUGGCCUCAGCAUCUGCCCUUCUUCUCCAGCUCGCUCUCGACACCAGACCUGGGACCUGUGGCUGCCACCUACAAACUGGAGCCCGGGGAGCCAGAUGGGCUUGCACUGUCUGGGUGGACCCCCGCCCCAGAGAAGCCCUUUGGCUGCAGAGACUGCGAGAGGCGCUUCAGAGACAGGCUGACUCUGACUCUGCACCAGCGGCUGCACCGUGGCGAGGGCGCAUGCGCCUGUCCAGAGUGCGGCCGCAGCUUCGCACAGCGCGUGCACCUGGUGCUGCACCAGCGCAGCCACCGGGGUGAGCGGCCUUUCCCGUGCUCCGAGUGCGACAAGCGCUUCAGCAAGAAGGCGCACCUGACCCGCCACCUCCGCACGCACACGGGCGAGCGCCCCUACUCAUGCACAGAGUGUGGCAAGCGCUUCAGCCAGAAGAUCCAUCUGGGCUCCCACCAGAAGACCCACACCGGCGAGCGGCCCUUCCCCUGCGCCGAGUGCGACAAGCGCUUCCGCAAGAAGACACACCUGAUCCGCCACCAGCGCAUCCACACUGGUGAGCGGCCCUACCCGUGCACGCGAUGUUCCCGCAGCUUCACGCACCGGCAGCACUUGGCGCGGCACCAGCGGGUGCACGAGGUUCAGCCGCCUGCGCCCGCAGCAGUCCCGCCCCUCGAAGGCUCAGACUCCACCUUGGGCUGCAAGAGCCUUGCGUCUCCGCAGUCUCUCCAUGGCAGCUCACUCGCCUCUGCGGACCCCGCUGUGGAUCCUGCACCCCUGGUCCACGAACGGCCUUUGUGCUGCCCUGACUGUGGGCGCCGCUUCGUCCAGGGACAGCACCUGGUGCGGCAUGGUCGCGUGCACGCGGGCGAGCGGCCCUUCUCCUGUGUGCAGUGUGGCCACCGAUUCGGUUCUUGGCCCAACCUGGCAGCACACGCCAGAGCCCACAGCGGGGCCAGACCUUUUGCCUGUGCGCAGUGUGGCCGCUGCUUCAGCCGCAAGUCGCACCUGGGCCGUCACCAGGCUGUGCACACAGGCAGCCGGCCCCAUUCCUGCACUGUCUGUGCCCGCAGCUUCAGCUCCAAAACCAAUCUGCUGCGUCACCAGGCCAUCCACACCGGCUCCCGCCCCUUCCCCUGUGCUCAGUGUGGCAAGAGCUUCAGUCGCAAGACACACCUAGUGCGGCACCAGCGUGUCCACUCAGUGGGGGCCACCCAGUCUGUCUCUUGUCCUGCACCUGCCUGGCCCCCUGGCAGCAAGGGAACACCGCCCUCACUCUUCUUCUGA